This is a messenger RNA of Prorocentrum cordatum, 3009 nucleotides long. NCBI's taxonomy places the organism in Eukaryota, Dinophyceae, Prorocentrales, Prorocentraceae. The record is from the annotation of a GenBank genome assembly.
AUGAGUGCCCUAUCCGUAGUCCUGGGGACCGAGGCAGCUCGGGACCAGAUUGCUAAUGCAUUGUACAUUGUGAGCACGUCUUACAACUACCCCGCGACAAGAAAGUUGAGCAGUGGCACAGCGGCCGCAAGCAUUGCUUGGACAGUGGAAUAUGCCGCUGAGCUGUACAAGACAGUCAUGGAAGCGGUGGUGGUAAGCUCAUCCGAGCUGGCGGCCAACACCGCUGCUCUCCAGGCCGAGCUGGCAGAGCAGCUAAUUUUGGUGGCGGGUCUGAGCAGCGAUGCAGCCUCGUCCCUCGAGAUUAUCGGAUUCGAAGCCGUGAGCACGCUGCUCAUCACGAAGACCGAGACAAGCACCGCCACGACGUCUAGCCUCUCGAGCACGACGAAACUGACGGCCACCUCUGAGACGACAGCGACGACGACGAGCAUGUUCGUCGCGGAGUCCUUCCAGGCCCUCGGGCGGCCCACGGAGUGCAGCUUCAACGGCGACCGCACCAUCUUCCGCGCAGUAUUGGGGGCGUCUGCCACGGUGCUGCUCGGAGACCGUGUCUCGACGCGGCCGUUGACGCGUCUGGGCAAAGGCGCAGCCGUCUCGGAGGGCUUCACGGCACUCGUGAGCUCCGCCGAGGCCGCCGUCUCGGUGCAGGCGGCGCUCUCGCCCCUGCCCCGGGCCGCCCAGCCCUGCAGCGGCCUCGUGUUCUCCGGCACCGCGUCCGGGACCGCCGGCCGGGCGCCCGGGGUCGCCUGGCACUUCGGGCCGCGGACGCCGCAGGAGAUGGUGCCGCCCCUGCUCGCGGCCCUGCGGGCGGCGAACGCCUCGCAGAGCCUGCUGGUGCGCUUCGGCGCGGUCGACUUCUACGCGGCCGCGCAGGCGGCGAUGCAGGCAGCGGGCGGGGCGUCGAGCUCGCCCCUGUUCCUGGAGCUGGUGGUCGAGGCUACCAGCUGGCUGGGGUCCACGUCGUCGGCGUCGGCCGCCGUAGAGCUGCUCUGGGAGGCGGAGCCGCUGCCGACGCUGACGCCCGACGUGCCCACGGCGCUGGCACUGGGCACCGAGGCAGAGCUGACGCUGUCCGUGUCGACAGGCUUCGUGUCGCCCUCGGUCUGCACAGGCGUGGCGUCCGCCCGCCCACCUCCAGUGGUGCUGAGCUGGGAGAUCUGCGGCUUCCGUGGCAACCUCUCGUGGAUUCCGCUGGGCGAUGCGUCGGGGCCGAGCGACCUGGCCCGUUCGCCAAACGUGGUGAGCUUCGCGCCAUUCACCUUCGCCUCGGAGGCCAACUACUCGGUCCGCGUGACCGCCGCGUUCGAGGACACUCCCUCGACGGUGGCGCUGCCCGAGGUGGUCUUCCAGUUGCGGACCAGGCCCCCUCCGCCCCCCGUCGCCGUCGUCUCGGGACCGACAACAGCGACGUCUUCGUGCGCGUUCACCCUGAGCGGCUCGGGCUCCUACGAUCUCGGCGCGGAGCCGCUGACGUCCUGCGUGUACGACUACAGCGGCCUGGGCUACGCAGACUGUGACGCCGCCAUCGCCGAGCUCGCCGCGGACGGCUUCGGCGUCACGUGCGCGUACCUGCAGGAAACCUACCAUUGGUUCUGCACUGGCUGCGAUUGCGCUGGCGAGACCACGGACUACCAGACGCCGGUUCUCACAUACACGUGGUCGUGCAUGGCCGUCUCAGACGGCGACGGCAGCACCGACUGCGACGCUGUCGCCAAUCUUGACGCCGCCAAUGGCGCCGCGCUCACCAACGGCACUGGUGCCUCUGGGGAGCUCCUGCGCAUCGAAGGGGGCGUCCUGCCGCCAGGCACUUACGAGUUCUCGCUGACGGUAGGCCGCGCGACCGGCAUCUCGGGCACCACGGUCCACACCGUGGUGGUGGGCCAGGCCGGGCCGCCUCCCGUCGAGAUAACCACGCCGUGGGCGGACAUGGACAGGGUCUCAGUGCAGGUCGGGGACUUCUCCUCAGCCACCGCCACUCUGCAGGCCAGUCCGGGCUGCCCCGUGGCAGCGUCUUGGCUGUUCGCGUGGGCCCUGGCCUCCCCGGCGUGGAACUCCUCCGUGGUGGCCACCCCUGGGCCCAACGCCUCCAACACCGGCGGGGCCGCCCGGGAGUGGGCGGUGGAGCUGCUGCUGGAUACGCAGGUCCAGGAGGUGGCCUCGACCGUGCCGGCGACGUCGUUCGACCUGCUGGCGACGACGACGGCGGACGGCAUCCGCGGCCAGCUGACGGCAGGCCGCCAGUACGCCCUCGUGCUCCUCGUGCUGCCUCAGGCCCUGGCGCCCGGCGAGGCGCCGGACCUGAGCGGGCUGGGCACGGUCUCGGCCUGCGAGGCCAGGGGCAUGUUCGCCACGUUCUCGGGCUCCUUCGUGGCCGACGGCACGCCAGCUCCAGGCAUCGUGUCUGCGAGCCCUUCAUCGGGCUUCUCGGUCGUAACCUCCUUCGCCAUCUCCACGCUCGCGUGGACCGACGAGGAACCUUCGUCGCUCGAGUACGCGAUGUACCGGUUCCCGCAGUCGGAGCUGACAGAGGCCUGGGCGAUGCCGCUCAUCGAGUGGGACGACCCUCUCAGCCCAGCGUAUUGGUCGAAGCUGGGAGGGGCACUCCUGAGAGACUUCGAUGCCUCGCCAACACUCACGGACAUCAUCCUGCCAACAGGCACGUUCUUCUUCUUGGUGAGGGCCAGGGACAGUAUGGGUGCGAUCGGUACAGCUUCAUUGCCCGGCGUCGAAGUCGCCGUCUCAGAGGAGGCGCUGACCCUCGGCGAUGUCUCGUCUGCGUUCGACGCCGCCCGGGCCUCGAACAGUCCGGGCGCGGUCCUGAACACGCUGUCCGCGGUGACCGCGGCUGUGGCCUCCGGAGAAGACGAGGCGCUGAGGCGGGCUGCGGUGCAGGAGUCCUUGAACGCACUCACGUUCGUUGUUGGCAUUUUCCAGCCCGACUCCUCCAGUCCGUGUCCCAGCUCGGCUCGACCAUCAGCUCCAUGGUAUCCGCUGGCAGCGGCGCCAUGA